UUUUUAAUGCUUAUAACGAGUCUCCCCCUACCGACACAGUAAUGCAGUGCGAUUCUUCUAGUUUCGUCAGAGCUUGAUCCAGCGUUAAAAUCAGACAGGCGACACUAUAAUUCACUCCCUCCACGCUACCCCUAGCCCAGUUGUCCUGCUUUUGCUUAUCGCCCUACGGCACGGCAACAAUUCUGGCUUUCUUCAUUCAAGGACAGGCAGAGGAGGGGAAGAGCCCAGGGGAGAGGCGCUGAAGCAAAGCCGGCUUGUGAACCGGAAUCACCAGGUCAUACUGACCUUGGCUCAGAACAGUGAGAUCACAGUAGUUUUCCAGCCAACAAAAGAAAAUCACCAUGAAGACCUCAGACAUUUUCCUUCUGCCCGCUGUGCUCCUCAUGUACCUCUUCAACUGCUGUCUUGCACAGAGUGAAUCUGACCUCAUAGUAGCAACAAGGUUGGGCCGUGUGCAGGGUGUACGCUUGCCUGUUCCAGACCGGAGUCAUGUGAUUGCUUUCUUGGGCAUCCCAUACGCUGAACCUCCGCUGGGGAAGAGGCGUUUCAAGAAAGCAGAGCCCAAAAAGCCCUGGAAUGGUGUCUUCGAGGCUAGCGAAUACCCAAAUGCCUGCUUUCAGUUUGUAGACACCUCUUACCCAGGCUUUCCAGGUAUCGAGAUGUGGAACCCCAACAGAGUGAUGAGCGAAGACUGCCUGUACCUUAAUGUGUGGGUACCUCCUGCCCCUAGGCCACAGAAUCUCACAGUAAUGGUCUGGAUAUACGGUGGCGGCUUCUAUAGUGGCUCCUCCUCUCUCGACGUCUAUGAUGGUCGAUACUUGGCAUACUCUGAAAAGGUAGUGGUUGUGUCUAUGAACUAUCGUGUUGGAGCUUUUGGAUUCCUUGCCCUCAAUGGCUCAUCAGAAGCACCAGGAAAUGUGGGUCUCCUUGACCAGAGGAUGGCCCUCCAGUGGGUCCAAGAAAACAUCCACUUCUUUGGCGGUAAUCCAAAACUGGUCACCAUUUUUGGAGAAAGUGCUGGGGGAGCAUCAGUUGGCAUGCAUGUUCUGUCACCAGACAGCCGCCCGUUCUUCACACGUGCCAUAAUGCAGAGCGGUGUUCCUAAUACCCCCUGGGCUACUGUUAGCUUUGAUGAGGCUCGUCGGAGGGCCACCUCGUUAGGCAAACUCGUUGGCUGCAAGGAGGGUAAUGAUACUGAGCUGGUUGACUGCCUGAGGAACAAACAACCACAGGAACUAAUUGAUCAGGAGUGGCUAGUGCUCCCUUAUAGCAGCUUGUUCCGCUUUUCCUUUGUACCCGUCGUAGAUGGCAUUUUUCUUCCCGACACCCCAGAUGCCAUGCUUAGCUCGGGGAACUUUAAAUACACUCAGAUCCUGAUGGGUGUAAAUCAGGAUGAGGGAUCUUACUUCUUGCUUUAUGGUGCACCAGGAUUCAGUAAAGACAAUGAGAGUUUGAUAUCUCGAGAAGACUUUCUUGAAGGUGUGAAGAUGGGCGUUCCUCAUGCUAAUGAGAUUGGCUUGGAGGCAGUUAUCCUUCAGUACACUGACUGGAUGGAUGAGAACAACCCCCAGAAGAAUCGAGACGCCAUGGACGAUAUUGUAGGAGAUCAAAAUGUCAUCUGUCCUCUGCAGCACUUUGCGAAGUCUUAUGCCCACCACGUUGCCCUCCAUUCCCAGCCAGGAGCUGCAGCUCCAGGGACACUAGGCUGGGGAAACUCAGGACCAGCAAGCUACAACAGUGGCAACUCACAAGGUGCUGUGUACCUUUACCUGUUUGACCAUCGAGCCUCAAACCUGGCCUGGCCUGAGUGGAUGGGUGUAAUCCAUGGUUAUGAAAUUGAGUUUGUGUUUGGCCUGCCAUUAGAAAAACGACUCAAUUACACAGCAGACGAAGAGAAACUCAGUCGACGAAUAAUGAAAUACUGGGCCAACUUCGCUCGCACUGGUAAUCCCAACGCUAACACCGAUGGCACCUUCACAGACAAUCGACAGUCGAAGCGGUGGCCUCAAUUUACAUCUACUGAGCAAAAGCAUGUGGGCUUGAACACCGAGCCACUAAAGGUGCACAAAGGUCUAAGAACACAGGUUUGUGCUCUGUGGAACCGCUUCCUGCCUCGCCUGCUUAACAUCACAGACAACAUUGAUGAUGUUGAACGACAGUGGAAAAUGGAGUUCCAUCGCUGGAGCUCUUACAUGAUGCACUGGAAGAGCCAGUUCGACCAUUACAGCAAGCAGGAGCGCUGCACAGACCUCUAGAUAAAUCUGAUGAAAAUGUAAGAAAGUGCAGGUCAAAGAAAGGGAAAACUGAUGACCAUAACCCUUAAUAGUCUCUUUACAGAACAGCAAAGGUUGCCAAAGCUUUUUCGUUGAUUACUGUCUGAGAGUAGGCAUGAGAAUGAAUUUGUGAAUGUUGCACUUUAGUGCAGAGUUUUAUUCCUCCUUGUAUAGAAUAUUAUACUUAUCACUCAAUUAUAUUAUGUGACAUAUAUAUAUAUAUAUAAGGAGAGGUGAAUUCAAGCUGCUAUUAGAGAUUAUCAAGUGCUACGGUCAUCAAAUGUAUGUUAUCCGAUAAAAAUGUUAUAGUUAUAUUACCUCUGAACAGUGAGCGUGCAUGUCUGUUCCACUGGAACCUAGAAACCCUCAUUUACACUGGUCCUCAGGAUCCCACUUUUUUAUAUAAUUUUCUUGUAUUUAUCCUGUGUUCUUAUCGGCUUAAAUUAUAUUGGCUGAUUCACCAUACAUUUAUCUGCAUACUGUAUCUACCACAUCUACUCCGUAUUUCAUGUGCUGCUUUAUCCCUUAUCGUGUGAAUUUGUCUGCUGUCUCUGCUUUCUGACUGUGGUCCAAUUCAAUAUACUAAUACUUCAUGCAAGAAUCAGGAGCUAUUUAAUUUCAUGUAUGUUGUCUAACUGAACGGAAAUGUUUCUGCGUGGGCGAGUCUGUGUGUGUUAAUGUACUAAUAUUAAAUACCUAUUUUUAUUUCAAUGCAUGUGUUCUAGUGCCCACAGCAUGACUCUUCUUGUGUGUGUGUGUGUGUGUGUGUGUGUGUAUGAGAGAGAAAGUCUGUUGUUUACCAUAUACCAACUACAUAGGUCAGUAUAAAUGUCAGUAUGUGGAAUACAGCUCAUCUGUUUCACCUCUUCUUAGUUCAAAUUUCAUACGGGCAUUGUAUGUUUGAGUGUUUUAUCUUCGAUGGAGAAAGAGGGCUUGGUGAGUAAGACUAAUGUUGUCUGUGUGCCAAAGGGUCAAUAUCAUUUUUUUCCCUUGCUGUCUCCCUCUCUCGAUGGGAAAAGCUUAUUACGAUAAUGGAGGGAGAGUAAUUUACUUAGUGCUCAUUUGAAAUGACAGCCCGCUGUGUCAGCCAUCUUAACUCCAGCCCUUUUGAUGCAGUGGGAGGAUGAUGAAGGAAAACACAAGCAAAGGGAAGCUGUAAGGAAAAACAAGAAUACAGGGUUACAGCACCCACUCUUUUGACAUGUUCUAUAUUUAUUGUAAUAUUUGGUGUAUUUUUUUAUUUAAGUAAAUUAUUUGCAUGACUGCAUCAAGUAUCAAAAGAACUAAAAGUUUUUAGUUAGCUUAAAAAAGAGCAGAUGUUUUAUUUUUUUUUAAUGUAUUUAUUAAGAGUGUGGAAUUACAUAUAUUUGCAUUUUGCCUGUGAAUCUGGAUCAAACAUUAUUUUGUAUUUUACUGUGUGAAUGCAUCAUGGUCAAUCAUUCUAUCAUAAUAUACACUGUCAUAUACAUGCUAUUCUAUGCCCGUCUCAUUGACUUCCUGUCAGUCUAUUUUUUCCAAAAUAUAGAGUCCAUGUACUUGUCUAGGACUAUUCAUCUAGUGUUUUGUUAACACUGUGGAAAGGAUCUGACUGAGUGCUAAGACAGCAGGUCUUCCCGCACACAAAACGACAUUAAGCAUUUAACCUCUGAAUAUGACUGGAAUAAUGUAGAUUAGCUUUAAACAAUGCCAUUUAAAAUGAAAAUAAUAUGUAGUACUAGCUAUAAAAUGUCACGCGGGUAUGGUACGAUUAUGUGUGUUUGUUUAUGGGUCUGAAUGACAGCUGCUCUUUCCCACCUAUCUCUUCCACUCCAUGAAAUCUCCCUGUGCAUGCCUUAGACCCCUCCUCCUCUGUAUUAUGUGCUUUAAAAUUUGACUGUUAUCCUCUCUGACAAUAUUAGUGCUGAUGUCUGUUAAUAAUUACAUAUUUAUAGCUAUAAAAACACUAUAAUAGCCCAGAGAUAGAUCUUGAUGUUAGCAAUAACAAAAUACACUUAAAAUGGAAUAUAUUUAUUUGAAUGCUUUGAUACUCAUGUAAUAUGUCAAAAAGUGGUCAUGAAUUGACAGCAAUGAUCACAAAUAUUGUAACUGUCUGUAAAUCAGCUGUUUCUUCAAAGCAAUAUAGAGUGCCAUAUCCUAUCUUGCAAAUAUUUUUCUUCAGUUUUUAAUGUUAUCGUUUGUCUAAGUUUCCUAAUGUCCUAUUAUGGCAAUUCUCAAGUAAAUUGGUUGUCACAAGUUGCCACAGAGGAUACCCGCCUCUUAAUUUCAUCAUAGAGAAAAUAAAAAAAUAAAAUGUUAUUUAUAAAUAUUAUAUUGUAAAUUCAUAUUAUUCUACCCCAAAUAUAUGUAGAACAUUGCACAUAGCUGAGAAAGCAUAUGUUCUGCAUUUGUUGCACUUUGACAACAUAAUAGCAAUCUGGUAUUGUUCUUUUUAUUUUAUUUUUAUUAUUAUUAAUUUGGUCCAGAUAUUGCCUGUCGUGUCAAAUUAGUGCCAAACAUGUAUAGUGACAGCAUCGUGCAAAUCCUCCGCAUGAUGUUAUUUGUCAUAUCCGCCCUCUUUGGGCACCAUAUCAGAAACUUUCCAACGCAAACACAAUAAACAGUUAUUAACUUAAAGGAAA
Molecule: messenger RNA, 4891 nt
Organism: Ctenopharyngodon idella (grass carp)
Lineage: Eukaryota; Metazoa; Chordata; Actinopteri; Cypriniformes; Xenocyprididae
Gene: ache
Product: acetylcholinesterase
Exons: 5
Coding region: 342-2255 (637 amino acids)
Biological process (GO): acetylcholine catabolic process; choline metabolic process
Cellular component (GO): plasma membrane
Molecular function (GO): acetylcholinesterase activity
Source: RefSeq, a predicted model, not a curated record